Messenger RNA from Tilletiaria anomala UBC 951, 1611 nucleotides. RefSeq names its product class II peroxidase. Bases 181 to 1401 code for a protein of 406 amino acids. Gene Ontology annotation, molecular function: peroxidase activity; heme binding. The transcript has 6 exons. The record is from RefSeq and is a predicted model, not a curated record. NCBI's taxonomy places the organism in Eukaryota, Fungi, Basidiomycota, Exobasidiomycetes, Georgefischeriales, Tilletiariaceae. Gene Ontology annotation, biological process: hydrogen peroxide catabolic process; cellular response to oxidative stress; response to reactive oxygen species.
CACACAACACACGCACUACUCUAUCCAUUCCUUUGCCUCUUCUUCCCGAAUCUCUUCUGGGACAUCGUUGCUCUUCACCCCUUUCAGCAUUGCAAAGACAAAUUAUCGAUACAACGCAACUGCUUUUUUAAACGUGCCCUGCGCUCAUAGUUCAAAGCAGCAACCAACGCUCGCUUGAAAAUGGCUGCACUUCGCACCGUCGCAUCAACCUCGCUGCGCUCGACGCUUCGCCCCAACGCGGCGGCGACCGCCCGUCGCAGCGCACAGGCGCCGUCGCUGCGGGCUACACGCAAUCUUUCGUCGUCCCGCAUCGUCGCUGAGCAGCAGGGACCAGUCAAGGGCAGCCCGCCACCUGCAGCAGACUCGGGUGUGCGCACGAACCGCACCGCGCUCUUUGGCGGUCUGGCCAUCGCUGUCCUUGCCGGCGGUGCUUUUGCCUUCUUCGGCGACCGCGACGACCGCAAGAACUUGCUCGACGUCGGUCGUGGUGGCGCCCAAUCUGCCGCUUCGUGGCCCAAAGACGGCCUCGGAAGCCAGCAGGACUACCAGAAGGUGUACAACGCCAUCUCUGAGCGGCUCGAGAUUGACCCCAAGUACGACGAUGGCAGCUACGGUCCCGUCCUCGUUCGCCUCGCCUGGCACAGCUCGGGCACGUACGACAAGCACACCAACACGGGCGGUAGCAACGGCGCCACGAUGAGGUUCGCUCCCGAGUCCAACCACGGAGCGAACGCCGGACUCAAAGCUGCCCGUGACUUCCUGGAGCCCAUCAAGCAGCAGUUCCCAUGGGUCACCUACUCCGAUCUCUGGACCCUUGGUGGUGUCGUUGCGAUCCAAGAGCUCGGAGGUCCCAAGAUCCCCUGGCGCCCGGGGCGCUCUGACCGGGAGGCCAACUUUUGCCCUCCCGAAGGUCGUCUGCCCGAUGCGGACAAGGGGUCGGACCAUCUGCGAUGGGUCUUCUACAAGAUGGGCUUCAACGACGAGGAAAUUGUCGCGCUGUCUGGUGCGCAUGCGCUUGGACGAUGCCACUCCGAUCGCUCGGGCUUCGAUGGGCCAUGGCAGCACAGCCCACUCUCUUUCAACAAUGAGUACUUUACCCUACUCCUGAACGAAAAGUGGCACGUCCGCAAGUGGGACGGCCCCAAGCAGUUCCAGGACGCCAGCACGGGCGGGCUGAUGAUGCUACCGACGGACAUGGCUUUGCUGCAGGACAAGAAGUUCCGGAAGCAGGUGGAGAAGUACGCCAAGAACGAGGAGCUGUUCUUCAAGGACUUCCAGCGCGUCUUCUCGACGCUCCUCGAGCUCGGUGUGCCGCAGGAAAACUUUAAGCGGUUCGAGCCGGUCAAUGAGAGUGGGAAGCCGUAUAUGCUCAAGACCACGGCCGAGCAGGAAAAUGCCUGAGAGCGCAUCCCUCACGCGAGGAAGGGCUGAAGAAAGCGGUCCGCUAGCGCCUCACUUUACUUGCGCGGAUGGCAAAGGUAGGACGACCCCAGCAUAAACGAGCUCUUGCCCGCGAGGCACUGCCACGCCCAGCAGCAAUACACAUGCAUAGACACAGAAUUUCAAAAGUAUCAUCUAAAGUGUCUCGCGAUUAUCCAUAAUCAAUUUUAC